This is a messenger RNA of Mesorhabditis belari, 1737 nucleotides long. NCBI's taxonomy places the organism in Eukaryota, Metazoa, Nematoda, Chromadorea, Rhabditida, Rhabditidae. The record is from the annotation of a GenBank genome assembly.
AUGGCAAGGGUCCAUUAUUCAUCCGGAUCAGAAAAGGCGUUGAAACAACGUGCUGCAACCGAAGAAAAAAUACCCCUGGCUAUGUUAUUUACAUGCAGAGGUAGUACACAGCAGGAAUUACUCUACCUUUAUCCAUAUAACGUCGAAUGCGAAUUCGCUGAACCAUUGUUCACGGGCAGACGCUGUUUUAUCAAAAAAGAUCAACCAAAGCGUUUAUUGCCUAAGAUCACCGACACCAAAGAGAGUCUUCGUACACCGUUCGGUCUUUCCACUGAACUUCUCGCUUCUUUGCUUUGUGUGAAAGAAAACGCCAAUGAUUUGCCCUUUGAGCUUAAGUUGGGUAAAGUGAUUUAUGUGGGCUUCCCAAAAUCUGUGUCGCCGGUGCCAAAUCCGUGGCCUAAUCCCGAUGGCCAUUCACUUGACGCUUUUCAUGUCGUAUUCGUUUUACCCGAAGGUGCUCCUUAUCAAAUGAUUGAACGAUUUCAGUGCCUCAGUCGCAAAUUAGCCCAUGGAAUUGACGCUUUACAACAAAUCAGCAAUUAUCUGAGCAUUGAGCAUGGAAUAAUGCAUUCCGAGUUGGAGAAAUUUCGUGCAAUUCCCGAAAACGAGCAUAAACUGCCACCCUGGGAAGCGAUUCGAACCAAGUCCAAAUUGGCAGCUCUAUUUGCUCAGGUUUUUGAUGAUCUUCAUCGAACUGGUGUUGUUCAGGUAUUCAUGGAUAAUUUCGUCGAGAUCGGAUUCUGUAUGGAAGAGAGGGCACUGAAGCACGCACGUUUGACUCCAAGAACCGCAGCCGAAAUUGAUCGACUCGUCUCACGAAUCAGGCCAUAUCAUAGUGUUCUCUUAUUGGAGGAUGUAACUCCAUCUCCCGAUGCGAAUCCAAAUGUUGCUUUGAUGAUUCGACAUUGUGAUCCGGAUAGGUCGAUUCUGGAUAUUAGCACGGCUAGUGGAAUUCCUUUGAUGCAGGUACUACUUGUUGUUCGUCAUCUUCUCUUAUGGGCAAGAGCUGUGGUCAUUUAUCCAAUCGUCAAUACAAAUGUCUAUUCGAGUGCAACAACGAAUAAGGAUUUAGAGAGGGAAACAAAUAGAUUUUCCCGAUUCUUUGGACAUGUCACUUCUUUGGGAGAAACUUUGGCAGCCUUUAAUCCUCCAAUACAACUCGAUUUAUAUGUUGAUCCAUCAGCUCCAUUAUCAUUUCAACAGGUGCGAACAAGAAUCGUUGUUUAUUUAUUACGUCAUCAACUUUUGAUGCAGUUACACAAGUUUGCAUAUUUGAUGGUACCAUAUAGUACCAAAGAGAAGCCCACAAAUAAACAUUGCCCAAAAGGAAUCCGAGAUAUUAUCGAUCAAGUUCCAACUUUUGUGCAUCCGUCAGAGAAAAUCGGUCCGGGAAGCACGGAUGAUGCGGUGGAUUUGAAAAUUGAAGGGCCGCUGCAUGAAGAGAACGAAAAUGAACGCGAAGAAUAUGAAACACUCAUGGCACGGAUUUCGGAUCGAAAAACUUUACCUCCAACCGCUGGAAUUUCGAGUGAGGUGAAAGAUUACCUCAAAAAACUAUGUGGGCAAAUGCUCGAGAAGGAGGGUUAUGCUGAGGUUGAAGCAAAAAUUCGGCGAUUCUGUCAGUUGGCUCCUCUUUUAAAUGGUUCACAUCACGUUGAGGAUCUAAUUGCUUUUUCGCCUGUGAUUGCUACAUAUCUGCGACCAGAUUUUAUUUCUUGUCUAGAUGAUUCUUUGGCU